ACUUAGUUCCUAGAGCUAAUAUAAACCACAUAUAGAAUAUGAACGAGGCAAAUCUAAAAUUUGAUGUCUAAAAGUUAAAUGAUGAAUCAUAAGUACUUGAACAUACUACCAGAAUAUAUAAACCUUCAUACACUAUAGAAUUUAACCGUGAAGGAGAAGUAUUAUUAUAUUCAUGCGAUCCCAUAAAACAUUCAACAGUUUAUUUUAAAUACCCUUACAUAUUAUACGAAGCAGCCAUACCAAUUUUUAUCUGGUCAUGGGUCACUAAUCCUUUAGGAUUAGAUAUUAAUACAGUUAAUUUGCUCUUGAUUUAUCCAAAUAUUGCUUGGAUUCCAAGAAUGUGGUAUUGGAGAUCUUUAUAAUAUAAAAUGUCAAAAUUAUAUCUUUUAAGAGGAGGAAAAGUAAACAAAAAUUUUAAAUAAAAAAAAUAAAAAAUUAAAGGUUGCUAAAAUUGAAACAUCAACUCUUAGUGGAGAAAGAAAUGUUUCUUGGGUCGAAACUUAUUAAUUCAAUCCUCUUACAAAAGAUAUGUAAAAUUUCGACCAUAGAGAUAAUGCUGAUUUCUUAUAAGAAGAAGGACAAUUAAAAUAUGAAUUAGGAAUUUAAUUAGAUCAUGUCUAAGAAUAUGGUGUUACUUCUUAAGAUAUAGUUUAUAAUUUUAUGAAAGAAGGUAUUGUACAUCACCCUGAAUUAUUUGAAGCUGUUUGCAAAGGAUAUAAUAUUGAUACUUCUGAUUUUGUUAUUAAUACAGCAAAUAAUUUACGUACUAGAGAAGGUAAUCAUAACCUUUGAAAAAUAAAAUAAUUUUAUUUAAGGUUUUUUUUUUUUUUUUUUUUA
This is a messenger RNA of Ichthyophthirius multifiliis, 837 nucleotides long. RefSeq lists its product as hypothetical. NCBI's taxonomy places the organism in Eukaryota, Ciliophora, Oligohymenophorea, Hymenostomatida. The transcript has 2 exons. The record is from RefSeq and is a predicted model, not a curated record.